Microthlaspi erraticum is the source of this 1800-nucleotide messenger RNA. The record is from the annotation of a GenBank genome assembly. NCBI's taxonomy places the organism in Eukaryota, Viridiplantae, Streptophyta, Magnoliopsida, Brassicales, Brassicaceae.
AUGGAGUCUCACUCUCCAAAGAGUCUUCGCCAAGUCUCCGGUCUAUCUUUCAUUUUCCUUCUAGUUUGCUAUACUUUUCUUGCUUCCGCCAAACUUCACGUCCAUGAAUUCAUCAUAGAGGCAAAGCCAGUGAGGAGGCUGUGCAUAACUCACCAAACCAUCACCGUCAAUGGUCAGUUUCCUGGUCCAACCCUAGAGGUGAGAAAUGGAGACUCUCUCGCCAUCACCGUCGUUAACAAAGCUCGUUACGCCAUUAGCAUCCACUGGCAUGGAAUCCGACAGCUGCGUAACCCGUGGGCUGAUGGACCAGAGUACAUAACUCAGUGUCCAAUCCAACCGGGACAAAGGUAUACAUACAAAAUCAAGAUCGAAGACGAAGAAGGCACACUUUGGUGGCACGCACACAGCGGUUGGCUUCGAGCCACCGUCUAUGGAGCUUUCAUCAUUCAUCCUCGUCUCAGUUUUCCUUACCCUUUCUCUAUGCCCAAACGUGACAUUCUAAUUCUUCUCGGGGAAUGGUGGGAUGGAAACCCUACGGAUGUUCUGAGGCUAGCCCAACUCACUGGAGCAGCACCAAAGGUCUCAGACGCUCACACCAUCAACGGCCAACCGGGGGAUCUCUACCGUUGCUCCGGACCCGAGACCGUCCGGUUCUCUAUUUUCCCUGGUGAGACGGUCCAGCUACGUCUCAUCAACGCUGCCAUAAACCAAAAGCUCUUCUUUGCGGUCGCAAACCACCAGCUCACCGUAGUUGAGGUAGAUUCCGCUUACACUAAGCCUUUCACCACAAACGUUGUCAUGAUCGCUCCAGGCCAGACCACAAACGUCCUUAUAACCGCUAACCAACGCCCCGCCCAAUACUACAUCGCCGCACGUGCCUACGAUAGUGGAAAUGCUCCCUUUAACAACACCACCGCAACCGCUAUUUUAGAAUACGCUAACGCAAACGCUCCUAGUAGACGCGGUCAGAUCAAACCGGUUUUCCCGGUCUUGCCAGAGUUCAAUGACACCGCUACCGCAAUCGCUUUUGCCAAACGCAUGCGGUACUGGAAGAGAGCUCCGGUACCACUCCAUAUCGAUGAAGAUUUGUUUUUCACGGUCGGUUUGGGGCUGAUAAACUGUCCCAACCCAAGAAGUCAGCGAUGCCAGGGACCAAACGGGACGCGGUUCGCUGCAAGCAUGAACAACGUCUCGUUCGUCAUACCUCAGAGUUACUCUGUCAUGCAAGCCUAUUACCAAGAAAUCUCCGGGAUCAUAACAGCGGAUUUCCCGCAGGUUGCGGCUGAAUUUGAUUAUACAAGAAACGUGAACCGUGGGCUUUGGCAACCGGUAAAGGCAACAAAAGCCUACAAGCUUAAGUAUAACGCCAAUGUGCAGAUUGUGUUGCAAGGCACGAGCAUUGUUACCCCCGAGAGCCAUCCUAUGCAUCUACACGGAUACCAGUUCUACGUUGUCGGGUCCGGUUUAGGGAAUUUUAACCCGAAGAGAGAUCCGGCUAGGUUCAAUCUCUUUGACCCACCGGAGAGAAAUACCAUCGGAAACCCUCCCGGUGGAUGGGUGGCCAUCCGGUUCGUUGCUGAUAAUCCAGGAGCUUGGUUUAUGCACUGUCACAUUGAGUCGCAUCUAGGAUGGGGUCUGGCGAUGGUUUUCCUAGUCGAGAAUGGAGAUGGACCGCUCGAGUCGGUGAAGCCUCCGCCGUUGGAUCUCCCAAGAUGCCAAAUGCGGUCGUUUGGUUCCUCACUCGAUCUAAAAUAUCUCAUGUUUGUCUCGUUUUGGGUUUUGUGGGUCUUUCUGUCAUAA